Pseudophryne corroboree (corroboree frog) is the source of this 1627-nucleotide messenger RNA. It is a transcript of the gene ERCC8, whose product is annotated as ERCC excision repair 8, CSA ubiquitin ligase complex subunit. Lineage: Eukaryota; Metazoa; Chordata; Amphibia; Anura; Myobatrachidae. The record is from RefSeq and is a predicted model, not a curated record. The transcript is spliced from 2 exons. Gene Ontology annotation, molecular function: protein binding. Gene Ontology annotation, biological process: protein polyubiquitination; proteasome-mediated ubiquitin-dependent protein catabolic process; transcription-coupled nucleotide-excision repair. Bases 384 to 1583 code for a protein of 399 amino acids. Gene Ontology annotation, cellular component: Cul4A-RING E3 ubiquitin ligase complex; nucleotide-excision repair complex.
GUCGUCGCAGCGGGAGUGAGGUCAUCCGUGGGAGACGGAAGAGAGAAUUUGGGAAAGAAACGGAGCCUGGUGCGUACUACCGGAGAUUGAGCGAGGCCGUCGGGCGACUGGUUGUAGUUUAUCCGGGCGUCAGUGGCGGCGGCCGGCUCCGAGACCAGGCAGGGACACUCCAUGGUGCCUGGAUGUUCUCUCCAGGUCAGUUGUUGCGAUAGACAGGUAUUGAUCAGAAGAAUCAUGACUGAAUUGCUAGUGAAAUCCUUUCCGUUAAAAUAGAAUACUAUUUCUUUCACUUAAAUGCUGAUCGUCUGGACUUUGAAAAGUUUGGCAUAUAUAUAUAUAUAUAUAAACCGCUUCAUAGUCUGUAAGAACCAUUCUACUGGAGAAUGCUUGGCUCUCUUUGGUCUCGGCGUUGUGGCUUGGAUAGCCCUGUUCGUCUUACUCGAGCUGAAUCUACGCGAAGGGUGCUGAGUUUGGAGCUAAACAAGGACCGUGAUGUUGAACGAAUGCAUGAAAAUGGGAUCAACACUCUUGAUAUUGAACCUGUUGAGGGAAGAUACAUGCUAUCUGGUGGUUCAGAUGGUAUUAUUGUCAUUUAUGACCUUGAAAAUUUAAGUAAAACUGCAUCGUUUACAUGUAAAGCACUUUCUAAGGUGGGCAAAGGUCACCCAGACGUGCACAAAUUUAGCGUUGAGACAGUUCAGUGGUACCCUCAUGACACCGGAUUGUUUACAUCAAGUUCAUUUGAUAAGACGCUAAAGAUAUGGGACACAAAUUCAUUACAACUAGCAGAGGUCUUUCAGUUUAAUGGUAAUGUUUACAGCCACCACCUGUCUCCAUUGGCAACAAAGCAUAGCUUGAUAGCAGUCGGAACAGAAAGUCCCAAAGUACAGUUAUGUGAUUUGAAAUCUGGUUCAUGUUCACAUAUAUUGCAGGGCCAUAGAGCUGAAGUUCUGUCCGUUUGCUGGUCUCCAAGAUAUGAUUAUAUUUUAGCUACAGCAAGUGCUGACAGUAAAGUAAAACUGUGGGAUGUGCGUAAAGCUACAGGCUGCCUGAUGACCCUGGAUCAGCACAAUGGGGAAAAAUCGAAGGCUUCCUCAGAAUCUGCUAACACUGCUCACAAUGGAAGAGUUAAUGGGUUAUGUUUUACCAGUGAUGGGCUUCACCUACUGACAGUUGGCACAGAUGAUAGGAUGAGGCUGUGGAACAGUGCUUCAGGGGAAAACACCCUUGUCAAUUAUGGCAAAGUUUCAAACUAUAGCAGAAAAAGCAUAAAGUUCACUGUUUCAGUGGGUUGUAGCCCAGAUUUUGUGUUUGUACCAUAUGAUAGUACCAUUGUUGUGUACACCAUCUAUUCCGGUGAAAAAAUAAGUGUUCUGAGAGGACAUUACAAUGAUGUGGACUGCUGUGUGUUUCAGCCUCACUUUCAGGAGCUGUACAGCGGCAGCAAAGACUGUAAUGUUUUAGCAUGGGUUCCUGCAAUGCGAGAGGCUGAUCCUGAUGAAGACCUUGGGAAAUUAAGGUCACAGACCCGUCUCCAUCCUGCAUUUGAAGAUUCAUGGAGCAGUAGUGAAGAUGAAGGGUGAAGAAAAUGUUUGCAUUACAAUUAAAAAAAAAAUCCACUAUUGGA